AUGUGUACAUGUAUUUCAGAAAUUAAAGAAAAAGAAAUGAAAACGAAUGCUCUUAAAUUAUUUCGAACAGCUGUUACUGCUGCUGAUCCGUAUGAAUGUGUGAAGCAGCAUCUUAUUUUUCAUAAUAAUAAUCAGUUGAAUGAUGACAAUGCCGAAUUGCAUAUUGGAAACAAUCAUAUCACAUUUAAUCAUAAUCUGUAUGUUGCAGCAUUUGGAAAAGCAGCUAUAGCUAUGUGUCGAGCUGUGGAUGAACUUUGUCAUAAGCAUAUUAUUAAAGGUAUUGCUAGUGUUCCUGUUGGUGCUAUUGAACAAGCGAAAAGGAAAGAUUUGCAUGCAACUACACAUAUAGUAUACGUUGAUUUUAAUUGA
Rotaria socialis is the source of this 369-nucleotide messenger RNA. NCBI's taxonomy places the organism in Eukaryota, Metazoa, Rotifera, Eurotatoria, Philodinida, Philodinidae. The record is from the annotation of a GenBank genome assembly.